Topomyia yanbarensis is the source of this 5100-nucleotide messenger RNA. Its product is annotated as monocarboxylate transporter 14-like. Bases 1708 to 4203 code for a protein of 831 amino acids. Gene Ontology annotation, molecular function: monocarboxylic acid transmembrane transporter activity. The record is from RefSeq and is a predicted model, not a curated record. NCBI's taxonomy places the organism in Eukaryota, Metazoa, Arthropoda, Insecta, Diptera, Culicidae. Gene Ontology annotation, biological process: transmembrane transport; monocarboxylic acid transport. The transcript has 6 exons.
UCAAGAUUGUGUUUAAACGGAAUUCCCUAGGAAUGUGUGGCUAAUAAUGUUUCUCCCAGUGGCAUUUUGGAUCUGCGUGGUUGAUCUGCGAAUUUACCGGCGUACAGAGUUCGAAAACUCGAUAAUUGAAUCUGACUAUAUUACAGAUGAAAUAAUCGAAUUUGUUGAGACUAAAGCUGUCAAUGGUGAAUGGAAAAAGUGACGUAGUACAUAAUUAUGUUGCGAGAUUGAUGUAAAACACUGUCCAGACAGAGCCCAAGGUCGAGUAUCACCAGUGGAAGUUGAUGAAAGAGAAAAAAGAUGCGCGCCAAUGUCCAACAUUUUGUACAGCACGUCACAAAAUACCAGGCGAGCACAUUCGCCACCGGUCGGCAUCGGAAAAACAGUUGCGAGCGUCGCUUUGUUGUGCGCGGAAGAAAACAGAGUUUCGUUAAAAAUAAAUCCAACCAGAAAUCAAGAGGGGUGAAGAUCUCACGCGCGUCACCAGUAACAGCCGUCGUUUGUGAAGAAGUGUAAAGGAAAAUCACUCAGUCACCUCCCUCUCUCUCUCUCUCUCUCGCUAGAGAAAAAGUUUAAACAAGUAUCCCGUUCCGAAUAUCGCAGUGACUUUGAAACUUUUGCCAUUCCCAGUUAGGAAGUGCGAUUGCAAACAGCCCCUGAGUCCAGUGUUUGAUUCCAGAACAAUGUGGGACACCUUCAAGGGGAAGAAAGCCUGACACGACUAGUUUCGUGAGUCCGUGAACUCUGCAAGCAGCAUAGUGAUUGUAAUUCUCUCCUUCCCUGCGAGGGGAGCUUUCAAAAUCGCGCGUACCUAUAGCAAUUACGCAAGGAUCUCAGACAAACGUUCGUGGAUUGGCCAGCCCGGCACGUAAUCGGCUUGAUGAAAAGAAAACCAGUGCUAACCGAAUUGAACCAACUCAUAGCGAUACCUAUGUAUUGCAGCAGGGAUUUUCCCAGCACAGUGAGCAAUUGUCAGCGGUACACCGCCAAGGAUCCCCGCCUUAGAUCUAGCCAAGUUAAGUUGUCGACGUUAAUACGACCGGAUAAGACCACCACCCGCCAGCCUAGUUGAAAGAGUCCAAUCAAUAAUCUCCUAAUAAACAGUGAUUACCCACGGGUGAACACACCUACAAAGCAUAGUAAGCGAUACGUUGUGUGUCUGUGUAUGUGCCGAUCGAAAGCAAAGCCUACUGAAAGCGCAUAUAUAUAAUAAGAGUGAAAGAUCAUUAGCCACGGAAGCGUCGUUGUUUAUGAGCUACUCGCAACGGAACAGAAGAUCGCACCAACCGGAGAACGACGUGUUCGAUUAGUUUCGAGUUCUAUUAUCAUUUCGCUAGACGCACAUGUAAACAGAACCCUCCCGCGGAGGAUUGUGACGCUACUGUUCGGAACCGUUCUCUCUAGCUAUUUUGUAUGUUUCAAUAUUAUCACGUGCAAAGCCAACGAUUUAAUGUGUUUCGUCAACUGCCAACAACAUUUGGAAACUCUUCCAUUAGGAUUGCUGUAUUUAGGGUUUUAAAUUGAAUCGAGCAGAUACAAAACGUGACAAUACAGUACCGGCAGUCAGGUUCACCACCAACGGUCAAAGCGUGUUUGGCGCGCAACCAUUUUUUUUUUUGGCUGUCGAACAUUUUAUAACAGAAACAAGUGGGACCACAUCCCGUCGGAACAAAAUUUAUUAUUAGUAAUAACAAGUACGCGAGCAAAAUGGUGGUCGAAAUUCAGAUCACCGAUCCUAGCAAUAAGAGCUUCAUGGUUCGAAACAACACCGACAAUCAGCUGAAUAAUAACAACUACAAUAGUGAUAACAACAAUUACAACGCCAAUGCUCGUUUUGGGAAGGAGGAGCUGGAGGCACUUAAAACGACCUUGCUCAACUCGAACGAGGUGACAUUUUGUAAUUUGUCGGACGAUGAAAAGGAUGAGGAUCACCCAAUGAUGUCUCAGCUGACGGUGGUCGAUGCCAAGCGAAAGAAGCGCCUGAAUUCGGACAACUCGGAAGCGGAUUCGAUCCUUUCCUCCUGCCAGGAACCGGUGAAAAAGAACAAACCUAAAAUCCCAGAUGGUGGUUAUGGCUGGGUGGUGGUCUUUGCAUCGGUGAUGAUCUCACUCAUUAUGGAUGGUGUUUCGUUCUCCUUCGGGUUGAUGUAUACCGAAUGGUUGGACUAUUUCGGAGAGUCUAAAUCUAAAACCGCAUGGGUUGGUUCGCUGUUUAUUGCCGUUCCCUUACUUGUAGGACCAAUAAUGUCGAAUCUAGUUGAUCGAUACGGUUGCCAAAAGAUGACUAUGUUAGGAGGUUUUGUCGCAACGUGCGGGUUCGCCCUUGCCUCAAUUUGCACGAGUGUUGAACAGUUGUACUUCACGUUCGGUAUCCUUGCUGGAUUGGGUUUAGGAGUUGGAUAUGUGACAGCCGUGGUCUCGAUCGCUUUCUGGUUUGAUAAGAGACGAACGUUUGCGACUGGAAUCGGUGCCUCCGGAACAGGCAUCGGUACCUUCCUGUACGCCCCAUUCACGCAGUGGUUGAUUGAAAUAUUUGGAUGGCGAGGUACUACUUUGAUCCUUGCCGGAACCCUUUUCAAUUUGUGUGUGAUGGGUGCUCUUUUACGCGAUCCAGACUGGAUGAUCGAGGAAAGCAAACUGGAAAGUCGCUCUCAAAGCAUGCAAACCUUUUCCAACUCGAGCGUCUGCCUGGAUGAACUGAAGAAAAUGAUCGAAACUGGUGUCCCACGAGAACACCUCUUGGAUACGCUGGUAACUAACGUGAACACCGAAGCGAAUCAAGUUAUUGCGCCAGAAAAUCCAGCCCUGUCAAAAAAAUAUCAAAGUGAACUAACACUGCCCACAUUUUUAAAGCUCGAUCAAGAGCAAGUUCAACCACACCCUCGAAGUGGCAGUCGCCGUUCCCUUCGACAAACUAUCCUCGUUAAAGAAACCUUCCCAAAGUUGGAAGAACAUCCAUCACCGCCGAGCGAAGAAACAAAGCCUACGCAUGCUACACUUGCUAGCUCCGAAACCCUAAACUCCCAAGAAAAAAUAUCCAGUUAUGCCGAAAACGUCGAUCCGGAUCACAAAACAUCCUUGGAAACCCUGAGCGUGGCAUCGCUGGAAGAAGCCUACCUCAGUGCGCACCGUCAAAAGGAACUGCGUGACUCUCGGGCAGCUCUAAGCUCGUGGUCACUGGAUGAGAAAUCCGUUGCAGCGAAGGAAGAUUUAGACGAUCGGCGAUCGUUCCGCAAAACUUCGCUGGAUGUAGUGUACGAAAAUGAAAUCUUCAACCCGAAUGUCAACACCGCCGUCACGCUUUUGGUGCCCAAGCAGAAAAAGCUGGAACCGAAGCACAAUCUGAAACGAUCGAACACCCACCCAACCCACCAGGCGAGAUAUUCUAACUUCCUGAAGGACAUUCGAGUACACAAGAACUCGAUUCACUAUCGAGGGGCGCUGCUACAUACGCACCGAUACCGCUUGAAGGCGUCCUCAUGUCCGAACAUCUAUCGAAACUCCAUGACUACAAUUGCGCGCGAAAAGGAAGAGAGAUGGUACGACGGAUUCAUCGAUGCAAUGAAGACAAUGUUCGAUUUUUCAUUGUUUUUAGAGUUCCGGUUUGGCAUGUUGUCGUUAUCGAUCCUACUUCUGUUUAUAUGGUACAUCAUUCCCUACUUCUACAUCCCCGACUACAUGCUGCUGCAUGGCUACACUGAGCAGGAAGGAGCGAACAUGAUUUCGAUCGUCGGUGUUGCCAGCACAAUCGGUAUGGUCGGUCUCGGGUGGCUCGGUGAUCAACCCUGGGUAGAUGUCACCAAGUAUUAUGCCGUCUGUUUGGCAUUUUGUGGCCUAUCGGUAGCUGCGGUACCAAUCGCCGUGACCAACUACUACCUCAUGGCAAUCGUGAGCAUCGUGUUCGGAUUUACCUUUGCCAGUACCUACUCCUUCACGCCCAUCAUCAUCGUUCGGUUGGUGAGUCUGGACGACUUCACCAUUGCGUACGGGCUGUGCCUGCUGAUCCAGGGAAUAGGCAGCCUGGUUGGACCUCCGUUGGCUGGGAUGAUGUACGACCUCACCGAGCGUUGGGAUCCUUCAUUUUACACGGGAGGUUUCUUCCUCGUGCUCUCAGGGGUGUGCGCCUGGGCUGUCGGAUACCUGCCGUCAGACGUAGCAGAGGAUAAGGAAAGCGAGGCGCUGAGCUCAACCGUGACGGAGUAGAUCUGAAAAAUCUCUUUUUUCUUGCGUAUGGUAUCAGUACUUAUGACAUUUUUUUCUGGUAAAAGUAUUAAUUUGAAUAGUCUUUCUAGUGUUAUUUCCCCUGUGAGAAACAAGAGCGCAAACAAUGUAGAAAUCACUCGUUUUUUAACCAUCAUGAGCUAAGUGCAUAGAAACAUUGUUUUUCCCGAGUGCGUAAACUUGUUGAGUUCUUCGCGAAAGCCAAGUGCCUUUUGAAUUUUAGUACACGUUAGCGAGCCUAGUAAGUAGACUGAGUAAAGUUUUCUAGUUGAUCUUUCUAGCCAGUUCUUUUGCAAAUAAUUUGGGGUGAAUAAUUGAGGGCGAAUAAAAUUGAAUUCAUCUGUCACACUCUGAAAAGCAGUAAUAAAAUAGAAACUGAUAUAAAGGCUGAUAAAUCACUAUCGGAUGUUAUCGAAAUAGAACAUUUCUUCCAACGGUUUCGUUCGAGUGGCGACAUCUGUCGAUCAAUCGCAAUAACUACUUUAAACCAUGUUCAGGUGUGUGAUUAGUAUUCCUAAGGUGUCUACCAAAUGUCGAAAAAUGUAGCGAGUUUAUUUGAAAUAUUUUGAAAUUAGUCAUUACAGGUUUAAUUUUUUGUACUACAGGUAAAAAGAUGAUAUUAGACAAUACAAGAAUUGUUCAAGGAUUAAUUAGGUUCAAAUUUAGGCGUGAAAAUCGAUAGAAAAUAGAAGCUCCUUUAGAAGUAUACACUACCUUUAAGAACAUCGAAUUAGGCACUGAUCAUUAAAUUAUAUUAAACGUUACACGAUAGUUAUCGCUAGGAUGGACAUAUUCUCCAUACUUAUGUAUUGAAGUACUUAUUCUCCGCCAUCAACUAUCCAUUCAUUUGUUCAUGAUAUAAACCUUUUCGAAAAACUA